CUUUGGCUCGCCAUGGCCUUCCAAGAGCCUUUUGACCAAGACAUGGUUGCUGAUCCACAAUCGCAACUGCUCACUUCUUUUACUGGAGGGAACAACAUGCUUGAGGCGACCAAGAAUGACACUUCCUAUAGGUAAGCACUGACUAGCUGGUGGCAAUUUAAUAUUGUCGGUAUGCAUCCUAUUCUUGCCACAGCUAACUCAGUCUUGAACAAAGGUCUUUCGCAGCUGAGGCCGAUGGCACCCAUAAAUACCAUGCAUCAUCCGGCAGCACGAGCUCAUCCGAAGCCAUUAGAUCAGAUUUUCAAAAUGCUUUUCAUCUGAGCAGCGAUGUGCGCAGCCCGCAGACUGCAUUUGACUCCUCUUUUCUUGUUGUUCCUAGCCGAGUUGACACUUCUUCUGAUUGGCCUCAACAGCAGCCCUGUGCAGCCAAUAACGAUGGCCUGGUUUUCAGCUCCUCUGGUCAAGGAUCCAGCCUCGGCCGCAGUCAUCGGCCGCCGCUUGGAAUAGAAACAGACAGGCUGGUACACU
Molecule: messenger RNA, 528 nt
Organism: Trichoderma virens Gv29-8
Lineage: Eukaryota; Fungi; Ascomycota; Sordariomycetes; Hypocreales; Hypocreaceae
Exons: 1
Coding region: 328-507 (59 amino acids)
Source: RefSeq, a predicted model, not a curated record